This is a messenger RNA of Perca flavescens (yellow perch), 2054 nucleotides long. RefSeq names its product tubulin, epsilon 1 (gene tube1). Lineage: Eukaryota; Metazoa; Chordata; Actinopteri; Perciformes; Percidae. The transcript is spliced from 12 exons. The record is from RefSeq and is a predicted model, not a curated record. The coding region runs from base 194 to 1618 and encodes 474 amino acids. Gene Ontology annotation, biological process: microtubule-based process. Gene Ontology annotation, cellular component: microtubule. Gene Ontology annotation, molecular function: GTP binding.
AGCUACGUUACGUGUACGCCGUUUCCAUGGUAAUACGUCAUUAGCACUCGACCAAACACAGGGGAGGCGCGAGAUGAAAGAAGCGUUCAAAACUAUUUACACAAAGUAGUUUCAAUGGAGAGUUAUGGACAAAUGUUAACGUUACAUAUGACUUAAAUCCGCCCUAUAGAGGGGUCUGCGUGUGGCUGCCGCCAUGACACAGUCAGUUGUUGUCCAAGUUGGUCAGUGUGGGAACCAGGUUGGCUGCAGGUUUUGGGAUCUUGCCUUGCGAGAACAUGCCCACGUCAAUAAAAAAGGAUUGUACGAUGAGGCCCUCAGUAGCUUUUUCCGAAAUGUGGACUCAAGGGAAAGUGAUGGGGGAGCCCACGUUGUUGGUGGGAGAAUCCAACAUCUGAAGGCCAGGGCAGUGCUGGUGGACAUGGAGGAGGGUGUGGUCAAUGAGAUCCUGCAGGGCCCAUUGAGAGAAAUGUUCGACAGCACUCAGCUCCUCACAGACGUGUCAGGUUCAGGCAACAACUGGGCAGUUGGACACAUGACGUAUGGCUCAGCCUACAGGGAGCAGAUAGUAGAUAAGCUGCGGAAGGCAGCAGAACACUGUGACUGUCUGCAGUGCUUCUUUCUCAUUCACUCUAUGGGAGGAGGUACGGGCUCUGGCCUGGGGACCAGAGUGCUGAGCCUGCUGGAGGAGGAGUUUCCUGAGGUGUGUCGAAUUGUCACCUCCAUCUAUCCGUCUGCGGAGGAUGAUGUCAUCACCUCUCCCUACAACAGCGUCCUGGCCAUGAGGGAGCUCACAGAGCACGGCGACUGUGUCCUCCCUGUUGAAAACCAAUCGUUGGUCAACAUUGUGGACAAGAUUAAACAUAUGUCUCACAGUGGAAAGCCAGGGUCGGCGGUCAAGAGAGACAGCACCAUCAUCUCUGGGCAGGGCGGGCUCAGUGGGGCAGAGAAGCCCUUUGAUGCCAUGAAUAACAUUGUGGCUAACCUGUUGCUCAAUAUUACCAGCUCCGCUCGUUUUGAGGGCUCUCUCAACAUGGAUCUGAACGAGAUUGCAAUGAACCUGGUCCCCUUCCCCCGUCUACACUACCUGGUGCCCAGCCUCACCCCCCUCUACACACUGGCAGAUGUCUGUGUCCCCACCAGAAGACUGGAUCAGAUGUUCAGCGAUGCCUUCAGUAAAGACCACCAGCUAAUCCAAGCUGACCCGAAGCACAGCCUCUACCUGGCCUGCGCCCUCAUGGUCAGGGGCAACGUGCAGGUGUCUGACCUGCGCAGGAACAUCGAGAGACUUAAGCCUGUGCUCCCCUUUGUCUCGUGGAACCAGGAAGGCUGGAAGACGGGCCUGUGUUCAGUGCCUCCCGUAGGUCACUCCCACGCCCUGUUAGCCCUGGCCAACAACACUUGUGUGAAGCUCACAUUCAUGGAGCUGAGAGAACGCUUCAUCAAGCUCUACAGGAAGAAGGCUCACUUACACCACUACCUGCAUGUAGACGGGAUGGAGCAGAGCUGCUUCUCAGAGGCCAUCAGCUCUCUCAGCUCACUGAUCGAAGAGUACCAACAUCUAGAUGCCACCAAGGGGACACUCAUGCCAGACGCACCCAGACUCCGCAUUGCCAGAUGAAGGUCUGCGCUGUUGUAUAUCGUGUAGAUGUCUGUCUGUCUGUCUCGUUGUAAAAUAACUGUGUCCGUGCUAAGUUCUUUCAGAAUAUCUUUUUAAAUACAAAUAUAAAUGAUGUUUUCAGUUAAGUUAAUGGUGUAAAACGGAAGUGUAACUUCUUUCCUCUCUAACAGAAUAUCAUUUUAACCAUUUACUUUAGCUUUGUCUUUCCAAGAGUCAGCAAAAGGAAGAUAAUUAGGAAGUGAAUUAGUGACGCGCUACCGUUGGCCAUACGCAGACACCCCCUGUCCUCGCUGUAAAACCUCACUGGGCGCUGCUGGUUUUUCAAGGUGUUAACCAUAUUAACAAGUCGCCGUAAUUGGCAUCAGUGCUGUCCACACAUCCGGGACCGUACUUCCGUUCUUCACAAUAAAAUGUAAAAUGAUAUGCUAACAAAUUA